AUGGCCGGCGGAGCGUUCGUCAACCCCGUCGGGGGCGGGGACUAUCCCGGGAAGCUCACGGGGUUCGUCCUCCUCACUUGCCUCGUCGCCGCCACCGGCGGCCUCAUCUUCGGCUACGAUAUCGGAAUCUCCGGUGAGUUCUUCUCUCUGUUCUAUCUCUCCCCCGUCCGAGAUCUCCGGAGUGGGUGUGUGAUAUCUCGGGGAUCUGGUCUCUGCAAUGGCUGGCAGGCGGGGUGACGUCGAUGGACUCGUUCCUGGAGAAGUUCUUCCCGUCGGUGUACAGGAAGGAGAAGAUGAACACGUCGACGAACCAGUACUGCAAGUUCGACAGUCCACUCCUGACGGCGUUCACCUCCUCCCUGUACCUGGCGGCGCUGGUGGCCUCCUUCUUCGCGUCGACGGUUACCCGCGUCUUCGGCCGCAAGAUCUCGAUGCUCUUCGGAGGCGUGACUUUCCUCGCCGGCGCCGCCAUCAACGGCGCCGCCAAGGACGUCGCCAUGCUCAUCAUUGGGCGCAUCCUCCUCGGCGUCGGCGUCGGCUUUGCUAACCAGGUAAACCGCCGACGAUCCUCCCACAUUGCUUUCCCCUGCUCCUCUUCCCCCGGAUCAAACGGGAGUAAAUGCUCUGUUCUUCUUUCCGAAUUCCUCCCCCUCUCUUCCGAUCGAUCCUUCUAACCUAGAAAGCAAAGAUAAUCCGGCCAAAAAAAAACUAUAUAUAUAUAUAUAUAUAUUUGUUUCUUUUCUCGGCGGGCUCGUGGAGCCCGGGGGGGCAGAUAUUUUUCCUAAUCCCCGGUUUCCCAUGUUGGAUAACACCCGCCGUGCGUUUACUUCUUUUGCGGGAGAGUUUUUCGAAUUCAUGUCGCUGUUACUCUGACUUGCGGCGUCGAUAAAGUCAAAGCUGUCCUUUUUUUUCCAGCCCAAAGCAAAUGCGUUUCAUUUUCAUUAUUUUCACAAUCUUCGGAUCAUUGAAUGCGACUUUGACGGCGCAAGCGAAAUAAUUACAGUCGUUUUGAGCGGUAAUUUUGUUGAAAAAUCUUGGGAAAUCUACUGCAGUCGGUGCCGCUGUACCUGUCGGAGAUGGCGCCAGCGAGAUACCGCGGCACGCUCAACAUCGGCUUCCAGCUGAUGAUCACCAUCGGCAUCUUCGUGGCGAACCUGGUGAACUACGGCACCUCGAAGAUCAGCGGCGGGUGGGGAUGGCGCAUCAGCCUCGCCGGCGCCGCCGUGCCGGCGCUGAUCAUCACCGUCGGGUCCCUCUUCCUCCCCGACACCCCUAACUCGCUCAUCGAGCGCGGGAGGGACGAAGAAGCCCGCGACAUGCUCCGCAAGGUCCGCGGUACCACCGAUGUCGACGCGGAGUACCAGGACCUGGUGGUGGCGAGCGUCCAGUCCCGAUCUGUACAGCACCCUUGGGCCAACAUCGUGCAGAGGAAGUACCGCCCCCAGCUCACCAUGGCCGUCCUCAUCCCCUUCUUCCAGCAGCUCACCGGCAUCAACGUCAUCAUGUUCUACGCCCCCGUCCUCUUCAAGACCAUCGGCUUCGGCGACAACGCCUCCCUCAUCUCCGCCGUCAUCACCGGCCUCGUCAACGUCUUCGCCACCCUCGUCUCCGUCUACUACGCCGACCGCGCCGGCCGCCGCAAGCUCUUCCUCGAAGGCGGGACCCAGAUGCUCAUCUGCCAGGUCUCUCUGUCUCUGUCUAUAUAUAUAUAUAUAUCUACUUUCUCUUUCUCUCUCUUCUGUGUCUGAACGGGAGGAGGACCUGGUUUUUCCAUGGCAGAUAUUGGUGGGGACGCUGAUAUGGAAGGUGUUCGGGAUCAGCGGGGUGGGGAAGGUGGACAAGGGGACGGCCAUCGUCAUCGUCUUCCUCAUCUGCGUCUACGUCUCGGGCUUCGCCUGGUCCUGGGGGCCUCUCGGGUGGCUGGUGCCGUCGGAGAUCUUCCCCCUGGAGAUCCGGUCAGCGGGGCAGUCCAUCAACGUCUCGGUGAACAUGUUCUUCACCUUCGUCAUCGCGCAGGUGUUCCUCACGCUGCUCUGCCACCUCAAGUUCGGGCUCUUCUACUUCUUCGGCGGCUGGGUCAUCGUCAUGACCACCUUCAUCUACUUCUUCCUCCCCGAGACCAAGAACGUCCCCAUCGAAGAGAUGACCCGGGUCUGGAAGAAGCACUGGUUCUGGGGCAAGUACAUCGACGACUCCGCCACCGCCGCCGCCGCCGCCACCGCCGCCGACGUCGAGCUCAAGAAGACCACCCAAGUGUAA
Spirodela intermedia is the source of this 2259-nucleotide messenger RNA. The record is from the annotation of a GenBank genome assembly. NCBI's taxonomy places the organism in Eukaryota, Viridiplantae, Streptophyta, Magnoliopsida, Alismatales, Araceae.